AUGGCAGCAGCAAUCAAAGCCCUCAACGCGAAAAUCCGCUCAAACCCCGUCAGCGACUACUUCUGCAGCACACACUUCUGGGGCCCCGCCUCGAACUUCGGCAUCCCCAUCGCUGCCGUCAUGGACACGCAAAAAGACCCCGAAAUCAUCUCCGGCCGCAUGACCGCCGCGCUCUGCGGCUACUCGGGCGUCUUCAUGCGCUACUCCAUGGCCGUGACGCCCAAGAACUACCUGCUAUUCGGCUGCCACUUGGUCAACUUCACGGCGCAGAGCACGCAGGCGUAUCGGUUCGUCAAUUGGUGGUAUAUGGGGGGACGGGAAACGGCGUUUGAGCAGAGGGCCAAGGAGGGGUUGGGGAAGGUUGAGGAGACGGCGGAGGGGGUUGUGGGGCAGGCGCAGGAGCUGGCGGAGCAGGCGGCGAGGAAGGCGAAAGAGGUUAAGGAGCAGGUUACGAGGUGA
Fulvia fulva is the source of this 459-nucleotide messenger RNA. RefSeq names its product putative mitochondrial pyruvate carrier 1. Gene Ontology annotation, cellular component: mitochondrial inner membrane. The coding region runs from base 1 to 459 and encodes 152 amino acids. NCBI's taxonomy places the organism in Eukaryota, Fungi, Ascomycota, Dothideomycetes, Mycosphaerellales, Mycosphaerellaceae. The record is from RefSeq and is a predicted model, not a curated record. The transcript is spliced from 2 exons. Gene Ontology annotation, biological process: pyruvate import into mitochondria.